Molecule: messenger RNA, 5316 nt
Organism: Lingula anatina
Lineage: Eukaryota; Metazoa; Brachiopoda; Lingulata; Lingulida; Lingulidae
Product: CD109 antigen
Cellular component (GO): extracellular region
Molecular function (GO): chitin binding; endopeptidase inhibitor activity
Source: RefSeq, a predicted model, not a curated record
UAUAUAUAAGAGGUGCCGCUUCCCUGGCCUGAUUAUAAUUUUAGUUCACUUUGGUGAACAUCAACGGUCACACAGAGAGUGGUUUAGCCUGGAUUAUUUUUAUACCUCUUUUGUUUUAAAAAUGUGGACGCGGCCUGUGUUUGGUGCCGUCGUGGCAGCGAUGUGGAUUGCGUGUGCUUAUGGAUAUGAUAGUUCCUACAUAAUGAUUUCCCCCAGAAGAUUCCGUCCUGGUUUGACUUACGACAUUAGCGUGUCCAUAUUAAAACUGGACACCCCGAACUUACCGGUGACAAUUACCGCCGUCAUUGACCGAAACGGCACGGCAAUUGCUGGCGGUGUCGGCGUGUUUCGUCUCGGUUCAUCUGGGACACUGUCGAUUCAGGUACCGAGAGAUAUAGAACCCGUCAAUGUCUACAGAUACUACACUUAUUACGGAGACUUCAAGUUAAAAGUGAUAGGUAAUGGCGGCCUCACCUUCACCAAUGAGACGUGGUUGCAGUUUGAUUCCAAAAGUCUCUCUAUCUUCACCCAGACAGAUAAAGGGAUUUACCAACCGGGACAGACAGUUCGCUUCAGGGCAUUCGCCACUGGUCCCGACUUGAAACCCAUCAUUGCUCCUAUGACAGUUGAGAUAUACGACGCCAGAGAAAAUCGAGUAAAGCAGAUGAUCGACGUCCAGGGAGAGGCUGGCAUAGUAAGCAGUGAAAUGGCGCUGCCUUCCGAACCAGUCUUGGGAGAUUGGAAAAUAAAAGUCAAGAUCUUGGGAGAAAGUAAGGAAACAGAAUUUGAGGUCGACGAAUAUGUUUUACCGAAAUUCGAGGUCAAAGUUGAACUUCCACCAUAUAUCUUAGAGGACGCCCCUUCAAUUACUGGAAAAGUUGUUGCAACAUACACCUAUGGUAAGCCUGUGGAAGGUACCGUUACUUUGAGAGCUGUUCCCACUUGUUGUAAGAAAUACAGGUACAACGGAACGUAUGGUGUUGAACAAAGAAUGGUGUUGGACAAAGUGACAGGGGAAGCGUCCUUCACUCUUCUCAGGGAAGACUUACUGAUAGGCCACAAUAAUAUAUACGGGAUUGAGGUGAAAGCGAACGUGACAGAGACCCUCACUGGCAUCACGCUUUCUGGAGAAGAAUCUAAAUACUUCGUGAACUCGCCAUAUAAGGUCGAAUGGCUGCAGAACUCCCCCAGCUCCUUCAAACCUGGCCUGGCCUAUAAAGGAUAUGUGAAAGUUACAUACCAGGACGACACGCCUUUAGGAAAACCCGCCACACUGAACAUCACAUCCACGGUGAGAUACAAGAACCCCAACCCAGACCCAACCCCUUCUCCACCGUUCAUCCAACCCGUGCCCCUUAAACCCGUGGGCAUUGCCAAGCGUUCCAUCGCCUUCCCCGGACCGUGGUGGUACGAUCCCUUACUGUCAAGGGAGGGACCAUCUAUGCUGCUGUCCAUCCCAGAGGACGGGAUAGUGGAAGUGACCCUCACGCCACCAAGUGACGCCCAGCAAAUGGAUUUAAGGGCUGAAUAUGAAAAGAGGACAGGUUACAGGAAUAUUAACAGGAUGCACUCCCCCAGUGACAGCUAUCUACAACUGUUAGUAAUCACAACGGAUGCCGUGGCGGGACAAUAUGCCACAUUUGCUGUGACUACUACUGAACAAGUCGACCAGCUGAACUAUCAGGUUUUGGCUAGAGGCGAAAUAGCAGCAUCUGGGGUUGUCACGCUGACCAGUUCAAGCACUUUCCGCAUCCCUCUGACGUCAUCGAUGGCCCCCCGCGCCCAAAUGGUUGUGUACUAUGUGAGACCUGACGGCGAGAUUGUCAAUGACGGCGUGAGCUUCAAUGUAGAAGGCGCUAUUCAGAACAUGGUCUCUCUGAAUGCGUCCAGAAGUGAGGCCGAACCUGGACAGAGUGUGGACCUCAGAGUAAGAGCUGACCCUAACUCUGUGGUCUGUCUCCUGGCUGUUGAUCAGAGCGUUCUGUUGUUAAACAAGGGGAAUGAUAUCACAAAAGAUGGCAUUAUGGAAGAAGUGAACCAAUACGGUGGAUUUGGAUUCUAUCCCGGACCUUUCUACAGAUACUGGUGGCCGUACAGUAUCUCUGGGACCGACGCCAAGGACGUGUUUAAUAACGCCGGGGUUAUCAUACUCACGGACGCACUGGUCUACGAAAAAAUCGAGGAAGGCGGGGCCUACGCCCGUGGCGGAGGAGGUGGUGGUGGCGGUAUUGCCUUUAGUGCCGUAGCUGACACUAAUUUGGCGGCGGCACCCGGUCCUGCUGCAACCAGUGGUGGAGCAAGCGAAGGGCUUCAACCUGUGACCCGAGUAAGAAAAUUCUUUCCCGAGACUUGGAUAUGGAGUAAGACAACUGUAAGUUCCUCCGGCAUGGCAGACAUGAGCGUCGUGGUUCCAGACACCAUAACCUCGUGGUCAGCCAGUGCGUUCGCUGUCAACCCAGUCACAGGUCUGGGAGUUGUUGAUGACCCAUCCAAGAUUAGAGUGUUCCGUCCAUUCUUCGUUUCCUUCAACUUGCCGUAUUCUGUCACCAGGGGAGAAGAAAUCAUCUUACAAGCUGUCGUAUUUAACUACAUGGACAGAGAGCUGAACGUAAAAGUUACCCUGCCAAAUACAGGGGGAUUCCUGAAUAUUGUCAGAAACAUGUUUGGCGAAUUUUCCACAUCGGCCGAAGAGCAGGUUUUACGUAUAAAGGUUCCUGCCAACACCGGGAAGUCUGUCUUCUUUCCAAUUGUUCCUGUUGCCCUCGGCAGGAUUGACGUAGAGAUUCGCGCCCAAUCCAACAUGGCCGCUGACGCAGUGAGGAGACAGCUUUUAGUGGAGGCUGAGGGUCUAGAACGUGAACUGAACAGAGCAAUGAUUGUUGAUUUGUCUAAAUCAAGAACCUUCUCGGCCAACGUUGAUCUUGCAUUACCCCAAGGCGUUGUUCAAGGAUCUGCCAGGGCGUCUGUCUCUGUCAUAGGCGAUUUGAUUGGAAAUAUUGUUGAAAACCUAGAGCAUUUGAUGCGCUUGCCAUCUGGGUGCGGAGAGCAGACGAUGGCUGCUUUGGCGCCAGAUGUAUUCGUGGCCAAAUAUUUCAAAGCGCUUGGCCAGUUGGUGGAACCUAUAAAAUCUAAACUAAUUGGGUUUAUGGAGAAAGGUGUUAUGCGCGAAAUCACUUAUCAACACCCCGAUGGAUCCUACAGUGCUUGGGGGCCGACAAAGAACAAUAAAAAAGGCGGGAGCACCUGGCUGACUGCUUUUGUCAUGAAGAUAUUCCACCAGAUCAAGGAGUUCACCUUUGUCGACGACGAAGUUCUACGGAAGGGUCUGCAGUUCCUCAUUAAUAACCAGGCCGAAAACGGCUCGUUCCCCGAGGUGGGCAGUGUCCACAGCAGAAACUUACAGGGUGGGUCUGGCAAAGGGGCGCCCCUCACAGCAUUUGUUCUCAUUGCACUAAAGGAAAACGACGAUGCAGUCAAUGCUAACUGGACAGAGUUCCAAAGGGCCAUUUCCUCUGCUGUUUCGUUCCUGGAAAACCAGCUGCCAAGCCUAAACGAUCCAUAUCCUCUCGCAAUUGUGACCUAUGCACUGCAUCUAGCAAAAAGCCCGGUUGCUAACAUGGCGCUCAACAAGCUCAACGCCAUGGCUACAUACGAAGAUGGAUACAAAUACUGGAAGAUAGCUGAUACUCCAAGGUGUGAAUAUCGGUACUGCUACAAUCCACCAACACAAGAAGUUGAGACUGCUGGUUACGCUCUCUUUGUUCACAACGCCAUUAAUAAUGAACAGAGCAUUCCAAUUCUGAAGUACCUUGUCUCCAAACAGAACUCUUAUGGCAGCUUCGGCUCUACACAGGAUACUGUGGUAGCGCUUCAGGCCCUGACCGAGUAUGUGGCAUUGUACGCCACCACCAGAGAUAUGACCAUCCGGGUCACAGCAGGGGGCUCCUCGGAAUCCUUCACUGUCAAUGAUCAAAACGCUCUGGUUUUGCAAAGAGCCGAGUUCCCCGACAUUCCUCAACAAGCCACUAUUUCAGCUCGUGGAUCAGGUUCGGCGCUUGUACAGGUCACUGUCAAGUAUAACGUCAUGUCGGACAAGAGGGAGAAAUCGUUUGAUCUUAACGUGACCGUACUGGAGGAAAGCGAUAAUGCCAUGAAAUUGCGAGUCUGCACCAGAUAUCUCAAAGCCGGUAAAACUGGAAUGGCCAUAGAGCAGAUUCAGCUACCAGGAGGGUUUGAUGCUGACAUGGAGAGUCUGAAAGAUGUCGAAUUCAUUCAGAGGGUGGAAAAGAAAGAAAGGAAGGUCGUUCUAUACCUUGAUGAGAUCGAUCAGAGGGCCACGUGUGUUGACCUGACGCUGUAUAGAAGUGACUUGGUAGCCAAGACACAGCCUGCCAUUGUUAAGGUUACAGAUUACUAUUCACCAGGUAACGAAGAAGUGGCCUCUUAUUCCUCGGAAAAAUUGGAGAAGGUCAAUAUCUGUGACCUGUGUAAGGAGAACUGCGAAGUUUGUUUACCACAAUUUAGCUGCCGAGGCAAAGGUAAUGGUUUGCACCGCGAUGACCGCCACUGCGACAGGUUUUAUUAUUGCUUCUACCAGAAAGUUUACUACGCCUUUAAAUGUCCAAAGGGAUAUUUGUUCAAUGGGCUUUACUGUGACUUUGCCAGCAAGGUCACCGAUUGUAACGUGUUCAAGUAAGAAGUAACCAUUUGACGUCGUGGCAACGUUGAGACAUCAGUAAUUCCUGGCACUUACAUGUUUACUACACAGCGUUUUGCUUAAUGUUGUUUCCAUUAGGGAACUGGCAUUUGAUCACAAUAAUAUAAGCCUAUUGCAAAAUCAACCAAGCAAUUGUCUUUUUGUAUACUGACAGGAAUUAUCAAAGACAAAUAUCGUUGAUUUAUAAAAUCCCUUUUGAUGCAAAAUAGCUAGUAGAGACAGCAAACACAGUAACAAUUUUUAUUAUAUAGAACAAGGCUACUUGCAACUUUUAAAACAAGCAUUUCCUUAGUGAUACAACAUUAGGGUUUAUAUAAGAAUAUUUAGAUAUGUCACGUCUUCAGUUCGAUUGUACUGUUAUUUCAAAAAUGUAAAGUUUAUUUUAUAAUUGUUCCACUUAAUGUUGUAUUGUAAUGAUGUAGAAAUACCCAAAUAUAUACGUUUCUCUGUACGUUUUUGCGGUUGUAAAAUUUGUAGAAAAACAGUUAUUAUAAAAUAUAAUAACAAGACGCAGAAGUGUCAAAAUAAAAGCAGGAUCUUUUUUGUCACUUUGCUUCGAAUUCUAAAGAAGUUGUCAAUAAAGUUCAGAUUUGCAGUGA